Ambispora leptoticha is the source of this 1579-nucleotide messenger RNA. The record is from the annotation of a GenBank genome assembly. Lineage: Eukaryota; Fungi; Glomeromycota; Glomeromycetes; Archaeosporales; Ambisporaceae.
GAAUUUUACAGUACUCACAAGUUACUGCGAAUUUCUGUACAAAAAAGGAACCGCGUGAUAUUGCUUUGCUCCAUAUUUUUCUACACACUACCCAGAUAAUGAAUUACCGAGAAAAAGGUAAUAAAGCAUUUGUUGAUAGAGAAUUCGAGACCGCACGACAAGAGUAUACUAAGGGAAUUGAAGUUGAUCCUGAAGACCCACGAUUAUGGUCAAACCGUGCGCAAACCUUUAUUAAACUCGGCUAUCCUGAACUUGCGAGCGUUGAUACCGCUAUUGCCCGUUCUCUCAUUGAACCAAAGAUCAUUAGUGGCAAAUAUGAUGAUGUCGAUCUGGUAUUACUUUGUAAGAAUGGAUGGAGAGAGGCGGAGGCACUGGCCAAGUGCGAUGGAUUCGAGUUAGCAGCAAGCGCGUUGGAGAGACUAUUUCAAAUUGCUAAUAGACGACCAGUGGCAGGUGUUGAUUGGAAUGCGUGGGAACGUGAAAGGGAUCGCUAUCUUAAAAAACAUUACCAAGAUACGACACUUUUGAAUAGUAUUGGAUCAGAUCGGCACAUAUUGCUCGAACAACUUGUAAAAAUGUGUAAGUUUUCAAGUUGUGGAGUUUACCCGUGGGACAUUCGUAGUCAAGAGCGUUGCACCUUAGGGAGUCUUGCUUCUGUUCAGAAACUUUUGGAAAAGAACUCUGGAAAGGGCAUCAAAGUGUCAUUAGUUAGUUUUCCUGGUGCUUCGCAAACACAUGAAUUUGGCAUAGUGGCAACAGAGAAUAUAAAAAAAGGAACCAUCUUGCUUGAUGAAAAACCGCUUAUUUCAGCUCAUGCGCCUGGCCAACAGCUAUGUGAUUUUUGCAAUAAAUCCGCCAGUUCGAAAAAAUUCUCUUGUCCAAAAGCGAAUUGUUCCGAAAUCUUUUGUAGUCGUGAUUGUUUUGACAAAGCUUGGAGGUUGUACCAUCGUGCUAUCUGUGGAAAAAAUCUUGAUUUGCUGUAUGAAAUUGUAAAUAAAGAACUAAAACGCGCAGGCAAUUUUCUUAUAAUGAUUCUCAAAAUCUUUGCCAUUGCCAAGCAACAAGAUAUUUGUCCUUUGGAUAUUGAAGGGAUCAAGCACCUUUUUCCCUUCCAACAUUCGACUGCAUGGUUCCAACAUGGCCUUAUUGCUAUCGACUUCUACUUUGAAUUAAUGAACUUAUUGAAACUUUCCGUUUCUGAUCCACGAUAUGAACCAUGGAUCUAUCUAACAAUUUAUAGAAAGACCAAACCCAAUACCUCUUUUUUUAAUCCUUUGACGUCAACGGGACAAUUUUACCCUAUAAUCUCUCUUUUCAAUCAUCAUUGCGAUCCAAAUGCCGGUUGUGAGGAUGUUGUAUCUAGAGCAAUUCGACGUGGAAAAUCAUUUGAUUUCGGCAUGACUUUGUCAACACAAAUCGUAGCAACCCGUAAUAUAAAAAAAGGAGAUCAAGUAUUUCUUAAUUAUACGUUAGGGCAUGACCUUAAUAUAUUGUCAGCGGUCGGUGGUACUGUAAAAGCAUCCGGCAGUACUAAGAUAACUCGUCAAGUUCUCGAAACGACUUAUGGGUUCCAUUGCAG